This is a messenger RNA of Plasmodium adleri (nom. inval.), 4044 nucleotides long. RefSeq names its product conserved Plasmodium protein, unknown function. Bases 1 to 4044 code for a protein of 1347 amino acids. NCBI's taxonomy places the organism in Eukaryota, Apicomplexa, Aconoidasida, Haemosporida, Plasmodiidae. The record is from RefSeq and is a predicted model, not a curated record. The transcript has 15 exons.
AUGUCUAUGAAAGGUACUACAAAUAUGUUUUCACCACUUGUUGGCAAUGUAUAUGAUAAUAUAUAUGAUAAUAUAUAUGACAGUGCAUAUGAUCCUAAAGAAUUAAAAAUUAAAUCAAGUAACGAACACAAUAAUAUGUAUAACAACCAUUAUAAUAUUAGUCAUGUGAAUGAUUAUAAUUCGAAAUCUUUUAAUAAUAAUCAUAAUAUAAAAAACUUAUACUAUAAUUCCUUUUCACCACAUAAUCAAAUGAUAAAUAAUAAUAGUAUAUAUGAAGAAAAAAAAACCAAUCUUUUAUUUGAACAACACAAUUAUAUAGAUGAGACUCCAACUUAUGAUAUUAUGGAUGAAGAAAAUUAUAAAAAUUAUGAACACACUAUGGAUGAAGAAGUAAUGAAAAAUGAAUAUUACAAUAUUAUAAAAGACAAUAAUCUCAAAAAAAAAAAAAAAAAUAUUCAUCAUUUAAAUAAUAAAGAUAUUAUUAAUAAUAAUACAAAUCUUAAGCAUGAAUCGAAUGAACAAAUCCUUAUCGAUCUACCUAAAAAUCAUCUACUGAAAAAAUUAACCACAUCCAUUGUCAAAAGUAUUAAUCCACAACUAAUUUCUGAGUAUACUGAUGAGGAUGUUAUUUUGAUAAAACAUAAAAAUCAUAUUAAAAAAAGGACAAAUAAAGUAUCCACUUUAAAGAAAAAAAAUAAAAAAAAAAAUGAAAAGGAAGAAAUACAUAAAAAUGAUGAAGAUAAUACAAAUGGUGAUGAUAAAACAAAUGGUGAUGAUAAUACAAAUGGUGAUGAUAAUGAACAAAUAUAUGAAGAUCAAGAAAUACAUUAUUAUAAUCAGUUUGAUGAUGAAAUUAUAAAAAAACAUAAUAAACAUGAUAAACAUAAUAAACAAAAGAAACAAUAUAAAGAGUUUGAUGUUUAUGAAACAAAAGGAUAUAUCCCAUUAUCCAAUGAACAUAAACAAAAUAAAAGUGUUUGUUGUGUUGAUACUAAUGUUAAGUAUUAUGGCCAAGAAAAUAAUUUACCAUAUGAAAAAAAUAUUAUAUAUGAAAAUAAUUUAAAUGAUCAUCAAGCACAUUCUUAUAAUAACACGUUAAAUCAAUAUACAACAAAUUCAGAUAUAUUAAAUUAUAAUAAUUAUAUAAAUAAUGAAUAUAUCCAAGGAAUUUAUAAUACAAAUGAAUAUGACAUAAAAAAACAUUCUAUUUAUAUACCUAACGAACAAGUUAUGUUUAUAUCACCACAAGAAGAAAAAUAUCUAUAUAUGAAUGCAUCUCCAAAUAAUAUAGUUCCAGAUAAUGAUGUGGUAUAUUAUUAUGGUCAACAUGAUAAUCAACAAAUGAAUAUUAAUAUAAAUACUGAAGGUAAACAUAUAAAUAAUAAUAAUAUUAAUAGUAAUAAUAUUAAUAGUAAUAACAUUAAUAGUAAUCAUAUUAAUAGUAGUAGUAGCGUUAAUGAUGGAUGCUUUAAUUUCAAUAUAAACAACUUGAACAAUAUUUUAAACCCAUGUGCCAACACACAAAAUAAUAAACAAAAAACACAAAAAAGCUUCUUCUGUAAAUCUAGUCAAAAAAAUGUAAUAAAUAAAGAGAGUAAUGUAAAGAAUAACAAAACGGAAAUAUUAAUAUAUAAAAAUGACAGAACAAAUAAUUAUCAAAAUGAUAUUAAUAUUAAUAAUAAUAAUAAUAAUAAUAAUAUAAAUAAAUUUAGUUUCUUUACACCUACCAGUAAUAAUGUAUUUGUAAGAACACGCUCGUUAACACCUAAUACAUAUCAAAAAAAAAAAAAAAAAUCCUUCUUUACAUGUUCUCCUCUCAAAGAUAUGAAUUUGAACAGGCAAAAAUCUUUACCCCCUCAAUUAUAUACCACUCAAAAUAUUCCUGAACCAAUUUACACUCAUGAUAUUUCUUAUAAUUUACAUAAUCAAAAUAAUAUAAUACAAAAUGACCCUUAUAAUAAUAUGCACAAUAUUACUACUACUUUGUCAUACCCACUUGUCAGCUCAAAUUAUGUUCAUUUGUAUCCUUAUCAAAAUUCUAAUAUAAAUGAUCAAAUAAAAAAAGUAGAACAUUUCAAUGUUUCCAAAAAUUACAUGAACGAGUCAUCUACACAAACUCCCACCGAAAUAUCUAGCAAAUCUUCAAAAGACAACUCCUUCUGGAAUACUCAAAUUCAUUUAUUAAAUGAAAAAAUAAAAAAUAUGCAAACUAAAAUGGAAAAUAUAACAAAAGAGAAAAACGAAGUAAACGAAUUGUGUAAAAUGUAUAAGAACGAAUGUGGACGAUUGAGAGAACUACUUGUAAAGGAAAAUUAUAGCAAGUACAAUAUACUUCCUAGUUCUAGCAUUGAUUAUGAAGAAGUGAAUUUAAAAUUAGAAGAAGAAAAUGAGAAAUUAAGAAAACAAUUGGAAGCCUUAGGAAAGACCAUUUUAGCUAGCGAUGAUAUAAAUAGUAUAAAAAAGAAUUUAGCUAAGCAUAUAGUACAUUUAAAUGAAGAGAAUGAAAAAUAUAGAAAUGAGAUAAAAUUAUUAAAGAAGAACAAAGAUAUAAAUAAUCAAAUAUUAUUUACAUUAAACAAAACAGAGGUUUCAUCUGAUAUGAUAGAUAGUAUAUUUAUGCAAACAAAGAAUGUAAUUAUAGAGGGACAUGAAAAUAUUAACGUCUUUUAUUUUAAUAUGAAAAACUUGGUCCAGCAAUUUUUGGAAAAAAUGAAAUAUAUCAUUAUGGAAAACGAAUACACAAAAAAGGAGAAAUUGAAAUAUGUUGUUGAUUUGGAAGAUAUAAUUAAGAAAAACUUUCAAGAGAUAAGUCAAACGGUGAUAAAAAUUAAUAACCUACGAAAGAAUAUGAAAAGUAUAAGAGCGCAGGUUUUUGAUACAGAUAGAGUAAACCCUGAAUGUUUGUGUAAACCUUCAAGAUCCAUUCUAGAAAAUGACAUUAAACAAUUAGAAGAGGUAUUGCACAAACAUUUUAUUCUACUGAAAAAUUUGAGAAAAAAAAACUUGUCGCUAAAUUUGAAUAAUCUAUAUGUUCAUUUUAAUAAUGAGGAUGAUAAGAAUGCAUACUCACACGAAUCCUUUAAUCUCUCUUCCGAAGAAUUGCAAAUUAAUAAAACUUAUGAUAAUCAAGACACAAAUAUAAAUAUACAUCAAAAAAAAAAUGUAUCUUCUAAAAAUUUAUAUGAAUCUCAAAAUAAAAAGAGUACAGCUGAUGAUACAAAUACCAAAAUUGAAAGAGUUGAAAAAGAUGAUAUAGUUGAAAAUGAUAAAAAAGAAAAGGAAUCAUAUGAAGAAAAAAACCAUAAGAUGAAUAUAACCGUUGAAGAGAAUAAUAUUUUAGUAGCUGAAGAUACAAAAGAUGAUAAAAUAUUUCACGAGAAAUUACACGAAAAGAUAAAAAUAAUUGAAGAGCAACUCAAAUCUCUAAAUGACCAUAUAUAUUGCAGUAUGAGUGAAAAUGAAGAAGAUGACGAAAAAACAAAAAACACUAAGAAAAAUAAUGACCUUAUGGAAUACAAAAUAAAGAAUAAUUUAAAAGAUAAAAACACCUCUCCUCAUAUAAGAAAAGAAAUUUCAAGUACAUAUGAAACCAAAACAAAAAAAGAAAAUGUAAAUAAUAAAUUAAUUAAGAAACAAGAAAGUGUCCAUUCAAAGAAUGCCUCUUCUUGUUCUUCUGAAAUAUCGUCUUCUUGUGAAGAAACGGAUAAUAUGUCAUCUAAUAAAAAAGAGGACUGGAAUAAUGAUGAUGAAGUUGAAAAGAGCAAGAAUAAAAUGAUUGAACUACUAGCUCUUUUAAAAGGAAAAGACAACGAAAACUUGGUUGAAAAUACGAAAGAACACAUAAAUUUAUUUGGGAAAGAUCAAUGGGAGAAUAAUUAUAAUUUGAAAAAAAUUUAUAAUAAUUUAAAGGCUAUAAAAAACACCAUUAAAAACACUGAGGAUGACACAGAAAAAAAUAUUUUAGCACUUAUUGAAUCCCAAGCGAAUGAUAUCAAAAUAUUUGGAAAUUGUAUAGAUGAUUUAAAAAGUACGGUGGCACAAUAA